Molecule: messenger RNA, 2403 nt
Organism: Vanrija pseudolonga
Lineage: Eukaryota; Fungi; Basidiomycota; Tremellomycetes; Trichosporonales; Trichosporonaceae
Exons: 7
Coding region: 930-2075 (381 amino acids)
Source: RefSeq, a predicted model, not a curated record
AUCUACUGGACUUGGAAACUGCCUUGUCCUCGUCUCGUCUCUCUCAUUGUGACUCUUCUCGACGUACCGACGUACUACAAAUAGGUCAUACACGGCGCACCUUGCUGUUUUGUGCAUUGCGGCGAGCGGCGGAACCAUUCCAUUCCCCUCCGCCACCGUCUUCCUGUUGUGGAAUCUCACACCUGAGAGGGAGAGGAGGGUUUGGCUUUUACAGGGUAUCUGUAAUACCUUGAGUCAUCGGGUCAACUGAAACCAAGCAACACGCAGCAACAACUCGCACCCAUUCUCAAUCAUCAUCUCUCAGCUUCCAUCGCAAAACUAUCCACCUUUGUGUCUGCCGGCUCUAGUCGUGCCCACCAGUCCAGCAGCAACACGCCCUGGUCGCCGGCAGUAGUCGUGAUCAACUUCCGCUCGCACACCACCCAGAGCACCCUUACGCCGCUGGCCUAUCAACAUCGUCCCUCGCCUUUCCCGCCCCCUCCCCUUCCUGCCUGUCUUGAAUCCCCGUUGCCAGCCCAGCAACACAUCUCAACCACGUCGCGACAGCGACAUCCUCAAAUCUCUUCUACACAAGCAACGCCCAGGCGCGCGUGCCCAAGAAGGAACGACACGAGCGUCGAUCCGUCCUUCCCUCCGAUACCUUCCCUCCCAGCGCCCGCCCACGAGAGCUACCGGAAAGCGGCGCCCCCCACCCCACCCGUGUUGACAGGGGCGUCACCACGCAUCACGCGCCGCCGCGGGGAGUCCAUUUGUAUUUGAACGAACCUUUGGCCUCGUCAUCAACGUCGCGUCCUUCCUCACACACGCCAGCAUCCAAAAAGUACGACCAGCAAGGAGAAUCAGCCCGACGGCUGCAUCGCACUGCGCGAGCUCUCCCCCCCCCUCCGCCCCAAACACGCCCAUCGUCAUCGAUCACGGCAACGGCGGACAUGGUCUCCUUCAUGUCUACCACGUCUCGCGAUCUCGUGACAGUCACUGGGCAAGGAGCUGCAGACUCGUAUUCGCAGCCCCAGUCGAGCAACUCGUUCGAGUCUGAUGACACUCCGAUGACCCCACCGGACCUGCACAAUCUCGACGAUCAUUAUGGCGCACCGGCGGACACGGACAUCGCAUCCGCGUCUUAUGAAUCUCACCCAAGUAAUGUGACACCCACGUCGUCAAUGGUAAAGAGAGAUACAGCACACGAGACUGUUGGAAUCAAGCUUGUCAGUCAUGGACAGGACAACACGGCCUCGCUACAACAGUGGGCAAGAGAUCACACAGAGUGGACAACCGACAAUGCCGCCUCUGAAACUCGCGUGACUGAGCCUGUGAUCUCUGCCCGCAGUCGAGGAGCUGCAACAGUUUGCUCCAUUUCCACGCUAUCCCCUCCGGCACUCUACCCGCUACCAACGGCACUACCAACCGGAGCUCACCACCAUCACCGAACAAGUUCGCUCGUCAACACGGUGCCAACACCUAUCGAGCAUCAUCGUGCAUCAGUCAUUAGUUCUUCGUCGUCGGGGUCGGGAUCCUCCAACGGUGGCGGAUCAAUAAAGGCCGACACUCCACCCCCGCCACGAUGGGCUCAACCUCCAGCAAAGAUGAGCUCGUACUCUGGCCGCGCGUCGUCAUUUGAUAACGGCCCCGAGCGUCCCGACAUCGACUUUGACCCCGAGCUUCUAGAGGGACCUGCCGGCGAGUGGAUUGAAGUCAUCAAGGGAGAGUCUGGCCGCAUUGCCAUCAAGAGCACUUCGUCGGUCUACGAAGUCAUGGUCUGGCUCCCAGGCUUCCAACUCGACGACAUCACCAUUACGACGCGACGCAAUCAAAUGUUGCAUAUUGUGGCGGACCUGUGGGAUGAAAAUGACCAUGCUCAGUGGGAGAUCAAACUCGGUGACGAUGCCAUCAUGACGUCUGUCCGCGCAAACUUCAGUGGUAAAGUCCUGCGCGUUACUGUCACUCGUGCCGAGCGAUUUGUAAGGCCCGCCACCAGAUCAUCUCGGUCUGUCCGGUCCAACAAUUCGAACGUUACAAUGGCCUCUGCACAGGCGCCAAGCUUUACCGCCACCAUGGGCAGCCAUGCGGCCGCGUAAAGUCCGAUUCGCGACUCGGACUUGCCACCGGUUUCCUUUCCGUUCACUUCAGACGCCGAGAGCCGACAUCUUUGGCGCUUCGCCACGGCGCAGCCGCUCCAUGCACCGCCUUCUCCACUUGAGGAUCAGCGACCCUCCCCACAUCGACGUGCGCGCCACCUUUCGGCGCCACCACGGCGAUCUUAACGCCCCCAUCGACCUGCACAGCUUUUGGCACUGGCUCCGUUUCAGGACGGGCUGGUGCCAGGAUCUCACAACCCGCACCACCGCCCCCAAUCCCAUCUCGGUUUUCUCCAACCACACCCACCACCACCACCACCACCACCAC